AGUUCGUUGGCCUUUUUGGGAUCUAGUGGCUGAAGUUUCGAGCAUUAUCUUGGAUUUUUUUUUUUUUUUUACUCAAGAUUUGGCAUUCUACACUGAGGUCAUCAUGAAAUUUUUUCAACUCCUGAUGAAAAAGAAGGAACUUAUUCCUUUGGUGGUGAUCAUGACGGCGGCAGCGAGCGGAGCUUCGUCUUUUGCUGUAUAUUCCCUUAAGAAAAACGAUGUGAUCAUUGAUCGAAAAAAUAAUCCAGAACCUUGGGAAAGUGUGGACCCUAAUGUACCUCAAAAGCUUAUAACAGUCAACCAACAAUGGAAGUCCAUUGAAGAGUUGCAGAAGGUCCGAAGGGCAACCAAAUGACCAGUCCUCACCUCUUUCUUCCAAGGAGGGUUGUAUGAAUCUAGUACUUCCUGCACAAACUAGAUAAGGGAUACCAGUAUGUGGAAAUGCUUCUGCUACAUUUUUAAGGCUUGCCUACAUCUUUGGAUUCUGGAUAAGGAAUUAUAAAGGUAGUGCAGCAAUAACCACAUAGUCUGAAAAUAAAUUUAUUGUUGUAAAUUUGAAUUUUGCAUAUUGAAAUGUUUAUGUGUAUGAUGCCUGAAUAUUUUCCUUAAAGUGUAUAAAGACUUGUAAAUUAGAUUAUCUAUAAUAAAAUACCAUU
This is a messenger RNA of Pteronotus mesoamericanus, 656 nucleotides long. It is a transcript of the gene COXFA4L3, whose product is annotated as chromosome unknown C15orf48 homolog. Bases 104 to 355 code for a protein of 83 amino acids. NCBI's taxonomy places the organism in Eukaryota, Metazoa, Chordata, Mammalia, Chiroptera, Mormoopidae. The record is from RefSeq and is a predicted model, not a curated record. The transcript has 4 exons.